This is a messenger RNA of Penicillium chermesinum, 1779 nucleotides long. Its product is annotated as Alcohol dehydrogenase superfamily zinc-type. Lineage: Eukaryota; Fungi; Ascomycota; Eurotiomycetes; Eurotiales; Aspergillaceae. The record is from RefSeq and is a predicted model, not a curated record. The coding region runs from base 1 to 1779 and encodes 592 amino acids. The transcript has 2 exons. Gene Ontology annotation, molecular function: oxidoreductase activity.
AUGUCGGAAGUGGAAGCAGAGGCAAAGACCCAGGCCAGCAAAUCUAUCCUAUCCAAAACUCUUCAUUCCUGCAACCUCCCUCAAAUCCACCAAUACAAGCACAUCAAUCGCCCAAAAAUGAAAUCAACAAAAUUCUCCUCCUACUCCGACCCGUCAACAGCAUACAUCCCCUCCGUAAUGAGAGCUCUCUACUACUCCCCCUCCAACUCAAUGGAUAUGGAGAGCCUCGAGGAGACCCCAUCACCUGGGACAACCAUUAGUACAGUCUCACAAGACGUCGACACAGGCACAGGCCUCAUGCUCGACACCACGUAUCCAACGCCCACGCCCACAGAUGACCAGUAUCUGAUCAAAGUGCAAACAGCCGCGUUCUGCCACGACGAAAUCCGGCUCGCGCAGACCCUGAACCCCAAGAACAACACGCCCAAGAUCCCGCUGCACAGCACCUGCGGCACGGUCGUUACCACUCCGCACCAGGACCCAGACCGGCCACUCGGCCCGCGCUUCCAUGUCGGCGACGUGGUCUUCGGCGUGCUGAGCUACACGCGUGACGGGGCGGCGGCGGACUACGUCAUUGCGUACGAGGGCGAGAUCACGCUUAAGCCCCGCAAUAUCAGUGCGUCGAAAGCUGCAGCACUGGCGCUGCCAGCACUGACGGCGUGGCAGGCACUGUUCAAGUAUGCGGGGCUUGAUCCGGACGCUGUGGCAAGGAAUCGGGGGUAUGAGAAUUUGAAAGGGGCCAACCAUGAGGCGCUGUAUGGGUAUGGGUAUGGUAAUGGCCAUACAAAUCGGAGUUCGCAGCAGUAUGGGAGCCAGAGAGGGAGUGGAAUGAUCCCAAGUACCAAUGGUCAUGCUAACGGCUCUGCGGCGAAUAAUGGGAGAAAGCAUAGCUGGGCUAGUACAGCGCGGGCUAGCAUUGGGCAUCUCAUUGGGGUGAACUCGAAUCGGAGCAGCACGUCAAGCGGCAGUGGGCGGGCAUCGAGCACUGCGAGCGGGAAUGCAGUCAUGAAUGGGUAUGCGAAUGGGGACAACGGUAAUGGUUCCACUGGCGGACCGAGUGGUGCUGAGCGCAAGCUGAGCUGGGCAAAUAUGCGGCGAGUGAGCCUUGGAAGCACUCCAGGAGGGCACAAUGGGAAUGGAAUCAAGAAGAAAAAGAGCGAGCAGUUGCGGGUCGUUGUAACGAAUGUUCGGGAUAAUGAGAUUGGACGGAUUGCGGUAGAGCUGCUCCGGGCUGAGAAGCUCUUCCCGCAGGACUAUUUGCCGCCAUGGAUCUGUGUGACAUGCACACCUACCGAAGAGGCUGCUAUACGGACUUGGUGGAAUGUCGACGAAGUGCUUAUCAUUCCGGAUUUGCCCACAAGCGAUGAAUGUGAUUUCGGGGCAAUGUUCCGAGAACGGCGUUGGGAAGCCGUGGAUAUAGUUCUGGACUGCAUCGGUGGUGAGGCAUUUCGGCAAGCCCAUGCCAUUGUCAGAGAUGAAGGCACAGUCUUGACGGCUGUAGAUCCUUGGCCAGCACAGAUGCCAGCGGACACAAUGGGCUCAGACCCGCUGGGGAGGAGGAAGCGAAGGCUAAAGAGCCAGUUUGUGCCCGUCAGUCCAGACGGCAAGGCAAUGGGUAGAAUUGCCGAGUUGGUCGAAGACGGAACAGUUACAGGUCGGGAGGAGGUCAAUGUCGACCUGCUUAACGCAGCGAAAUUAUUGGACUCAGGAGCUGCUGGAGCUGCUGGAGCAAGACGCGGAGUCAUGAUGAGCGUGAGGAUCAGCUAUGGAGCUCUGUAA